AUGUCAGAGCCCCUCGACCACUGCUCCAGCUGCUACCUCCCGACGUCAUGGCUCGCGCUGCCGCUGCUUGCGAAGAAGGAGUACAACUACGACAGCACGCUCUACUCCUUUGGCCUUCCCGAGGGCCAGUCGCUCAACCUGCCCGCCGCAAGGCGGACGGUGGCAAGGACGACUUUGACGGCUCAGACGCGGUCCGCCCGUACGGUGAGCGACAACAGCGUGCUGGGCAAGUUUGACCUGCUCAUCAAGCGGUACGACGGUGGCGCCGUCUCGCAGUACCUGCACGCGCUGCCGAUCGGUGCCGAGGUGAGCUUCAAGCACAUCAAAUUCAACAUCAAGGCCCAGUACCCGUUCGCAGGCAAGACGACGUUCACGCUCAUCGCCGCGGGCACGGGCAUCGCGCCCAUGUACCAGGCGCUGUGGAAGCUGAUGGGCACCGAGGGCGACAACCGGAAGGUGACGCUCAUCUAUGGAAACAAGAGCCCCGAGGACAUCCUGCUCAAGGAGGAGCUCGACGGCUGGGCAAGCAGGUCUGCGGGCCGGCUCAAGAUCGUGCACGUCGUCGGCAACCAGCCCGACGACCCGGCGCCUCCCGGCUGGGCCGACACGCCAACGUACACGGCCGAGACGGGGUGGGUCGACGAGGCCAAGCUCAAAAAGCACGCCUUCCCGCCUGCGGAGGACACGCUCGUCUUCGUGUGCGGGCUGCCGGGCAUGUACGCCGCGCUGUGCGGGCCGCGCAACGAGAAGGAGCUGAAGGACGGCUCCACGCUGCAAAAGCUGGGCUACACCGCUGACAUGGUCGCUAAGAUGUGA
Emiliania huxleyi CCMP1516 is the source of this 816-nucleotide messenger RNA. RefSeq names its product putative cytochrome b5 reductase. The transcript is spliced from 2 exons. The record is from RefSeq and is a predicted model, not a curated record. Gene Ontology annotation, molecular function: oxidoreductase activity. Lineage: Eukaryota; Haptophyta; Isochrysidales; Noelaerhabdaceae. Bases 1 to 816 code for a protein of 271 amino acids.